UGCGGCGGCGGCGGCGGCGGCGGUGGGCGCCGAGGAGCUGGGUGCGAGGUCCCUGACGCUCCGCCACCUUCCGCCUCUCCCCGCCGGGUGUCCGUGCUGGGUGCCGAGGCAGGGAAAGGCGCUCGCCUUGGCAGUCCCGGUCGUUUCGACACCGCCCUCCAUCUCGUCCCGAAGCCGCGGGCCUCGCUCGGUGUUGGGCGACUCUGCGGGGAGGCGGCGGCGGCUGCUGCCCUCCAGCCCUGCUCCUCCCGGGCCCCGCGCCCGCCGCUCCGCUCGCCUCCCGCUGGUUUUUUCUUUUCCCUUCUUCCUGGUCAGCCGGUGGGAGCAGGCGUAGAGCCGGGAGGUCUUCUGUGCUGAGGCGGCAGCUGCUCCUCCGGCUCCAUCAUGUCCGCGGGCGGAGACUUCGGGAAUCCGCUGAGGAAAUUCAAGCUGGUGUUCCUGGGGGAGCAGAGCGUUGGGAAGACAUCCUUGAUCACGAGAUUCAUGUAUGACAGUUUUGACAACACCUAUCAGGCAACAAUUGGCAUUGACUUUUUAUCAAAAACAAUGUAUUUGGAGGAUCGAACAGUACGAUUGCAAUUAUGGGACACAGCAGGUCAAGAGCGGUUCAGGAGCUUGAUUCCUAGCUACAUUCGUGACUCCACUGUGGCAGUUGUUGUUUAUGAUAUCACAAAUGUUAAUUCAUUCCAGCAAACUACAAAAUGGAUUGAUGAUGUCAGAACAGAAAGAGGAAGUGAUGUUAUCAUCAUGCUAGUAGGAAAUAAAACAGAUCUUGCUGACAAGAGGCAAGUGUCAAUUGAGGAGGGAGAGAGGAAAGCCAAAGAGCUGAAUGUCAUGUUUAUUGAAACUAGUGCGAAAGCAGGAUAUAAUGUAAAGCAGCUCUUCCGACGUGUGGCAGCAGCUUUGCCUGGAAUGGAAAGCACGCAGGACAGAAGCAGAGAAGACAUGAUUGACAUAAAACUGGAAAAGCCUCAGGAGCAGCCAGUCAGCGAAGGAGGCUGUUCCUGCUAAUGCACCGCGGCACCUUCACCCUGCUCCAGAAGCCCACUGCUUUGGCCCUCUUCCUCUCAUUGACUGCAGUGUGAAUAUUGGCUUGAACCUUUCCCCUCCAGUAAUAACGUAUGGCCACUCAUCAUUGCUGCCUGUCUCGUGGAGAUGAUCUGUUAGCUUCACAAGCACAAAAAAGUCAGUGUCUUCAUUAUUUGUAUUUUACAAAAAGCCAAAAGAUUGAGCAUAUUCCAGUGAUAACUUUAAAAAUUAGAUACAUUUUUCUUAACAUUUUUUCCUUUUUUAAUGUUAUGAUAAUGUACUUCAAAAUGAUGGAAAUUUCAGCAGUAGUGUCAAUGUGGCUUGGUUAAGAAGCAGUGUGCUCACAGCAGCACUUGGCCAACCUCCUUGAUCCCUCCAUGCUUUCCUCACCUUCACUUCGUCACCACUCCCUUUUCUUACCCCUUCACUUUCCUUCAGAACAGAUAGGAGGUAGCAAAGCACCAGUCUGUCCAGGCUCAUUGAAACUAUCCUUAAAUUUCAUAGACUCCUGCUCUAGGCAAAGGGCCAAGACAUGCAGCAUUAUUAUUGAGCACUGAUAGGAAUUACUUGAAGUCAAACACAGCUGUCUUGGUAGGCAGUGCUUGAAUGAGGGAAGGUUCUGGUGCCUCUUCAGACGAGUCCUGAGGAACAUCCUGAGUAAUUACAAGUAGAACAUAGAUUUCCCACGAAAACCAAAUAACCCUUUCACACAUGUUUUCUUAGACUUUUGGAGAGAAAAGUAACAAUGCUUCAGAACAAUUUUUUUUUAAUAUUCAAUUCUAAAUAGUAAAUCAUAAAAUUCUAAUGAAUUGAUUUCUCUCAAGAUUUUAAAAUACUCAAGGUAGCGUUAUUCUGUUUGGGAAAAAAAGCCUUUCUGAGCAAUAGAGUUUGCAUUUUUUUUGCUAUACAGGUGAGGCACUAUAUAAAUCAAAUUCCUUUUGGAAGGACAAUGGAAGAAUUUAAAUUUGGCACUGUAACCAAAACCACUACACUAAGUAGAGAUAACAGUAUCAACAAAAGAACCCUCAUGGAAUAGUAAAGACUGCUCAGGACAUUUGAGGUCAAAUAAAGAUGGAAACAACUUUCUUUGGUAAGCCUUUAGAGGCAGAUUAGAAAAAAUGUACAUCAAAGAGGGAAAGGAGAGAAUGCAAAUAAAACUUAAUAUUAUGCAGAUUUAUGCCUUAUUUUUUAGCAUUUUUUAAAUGUUGGGUCUUUCAGGUUGGUUUUGCUUUUUAUUAGAUCUGUAUAGUUUGGUUAAUUGACUAGUGAUUUAGUUUUAUAUUUAAGCUGCAAUUAAUCCUUUCUUCGGUGAUAUUUAUUUCUUUGCCUUUUUUUUUAACUUCAAUAUUUAGAUAUUUUGUUGGGUCUGUUUGGAGCUUCAUCACCAUGGCAAUAUGUAUUCCCUUAAAACACUGCAAACAAAUAUACUAGGAGUGCACCCUUUUAAUCUUUACUAGUUAUUGUGAGAUUGCUGUGUAAGUUAAUAAACACAUUUGUAAAUACAUUAUUUGCAGGAAGAAAAUUUCUGAGUUGUAACUCAGAAAAAGCCUGCUGAAUUUAUGUUGUAAGCAUUACUUAACACAGUAUAAAGAUGAAAAGACAACAAAAUAUCUUCAUAAUUCCUUAUCUCCUCAUUGCAACAAAACCCUUAACAGGGAAACCGUAUUUCCCUGUUCAUCCUCCACUCCUCACUUCUUGUCACCUUGUACCAUUCAGAGAGCACUCGCUCGGAUUAUGGUCUGGAUAGAGAAAUGUUUUCACAUAAUCAUUAGCCCACCUACCCGUAACUCAUACUCAAAGAUGGGAUGGAGUUGUAAAGUGCUUUUAUAAGACAAUAUUAUUGUUAAAGGCAAGGAUUGACUCUUUUGUUUUAUUUUGACAUGGCAUGUCCUGAAAUAAAUAUCAAUUCAAUAUGGCA
Messenger RNA from Ochotona princeps (American pika), 2947 nucleotides. RefSeq names its product RAB6A, member RAS oncogene family (gene RAB6A). NCBI's taxonomy places the organism in Eukaryota, Metazoa, Chordata, Mammalia, Lagomorpha, Ochotonidae. The transcript has 8 exons. Bases 385 to 1011 code for a protein of 208 amino acids. Gene Ontology annotation, molecular function: GTPase activity; GTP binding. The record is from RefSeq and is a predicted model, not a curated record.